Aspergillus chevalieri is the source of this 1803-nucleotide messenger RNA. RefSeq names its product RNA polymerase-associated protein. Lineage: Eukaryota; Fungi; Ascomycota; Eurotiomycetes; Eurotiales; Aspergillaceae. Gene Ontology annotation, cellular component: Cdc73/Paf1 complex. The coding region runs from base 1 to 1803 and encodes 600 amino acids. Gene Ontology annotation, molecular function: DNA binding; RNA polymerase II C-terminal domain phosphoserine binding. The transcript is spliced from 3 exons. The record is from RefSeq and is a predicted model, not a curated record.
AUGGCCGAUGAUUUUGAUGCCGAGUUGCUCGCGCUGGCGGGUGACGACUCGGACGAGGAGACUUCGCCCCAAGUGAAGCAGAGCGCAGCGUCGCCUGCACCAUCACAAUCUCGUUCUCCGGAACCAACGAAUCGCAAAGGGACCGCCAAGUCCGCACGAAGAGGCCGAAAGUCUCGGAGGGAUGAGGAGGAUGGAGAGGUGUCUGAUGCAGAAUCCGCCAGCAUGUCAGAAUCAGAUUCUGAGGCUGAGUCGUCGCCGGAUGUCGAUGGCGACGGCCCGAUUUUCCCGUAUGACAAGUUAUACUAUUCUGCAAAGGAUAAGCAGGAGAUUAUGGCCAUGCCGGAAAUUCAACGAGAAGAGAUCCUCUCCGAACGUGCUCAGCAAGUCGAUCGUCACAACCAGGAUAUUGCGCUGCGUCGUCUUUUAGCAUCCCGGGAACGUGAAGAGGCUCGACAGGCGAAGAAGAACAAACGGAAGGCUAGCUCAGCGGGAAUAGACGAUGUCCAGCGCAAGAGCUCUAGACAAAAGACCACGCUUGGAGGUCGCAAGGUUGGAGAAGCUUCUGGUGCUAUCGAGGCCUACAAGCGACAGAGAGAGCAAAAGGGCAAACGCGAUGAACUCCGGCGCCGCGAUCCUGGCAAAGACGUCGGCCGAACCAAGGAUGAGAGUGCUAGUGAAGACGAUGCUGAGGGAGAGAGCGAGGCCGAGUGGGACGACCGGGAUCGCUCGCCUUCGCCACCGAAAGAUGACCCCCCUGCCGAGUUACGCGACAUUCAACGUGCCCGUGUUGGGCGAAGCAACUUUGCACAAGUUUGCUUCUACCCUGGAUUCGACAAUUCCAUUUCUGGUUGCUACGUGCGAGUCAAUGUUGGGCCAAACAGGGAUACUGGCAUCAAUGAGUAUCGUCUUUGCUUGAUUAAGAAAUUCUCUGAAGGAAAGCCAUAUGCUAUGGAAGGUUCUAAUGGGCGGCCUUUUGUCACGAACCAAUAUGCAGUUCUUGCUCAUGGCAAGUCCGAACGCGAGUUCCCAUUCGUUGCCUGUUCCGACUCUCCUAUCACCGAUCAUGAAUUUAACCGGUACCGCCAAACCAUGGCAGUCGAAGACUGCAAAAUGGCCACAAAGUCCAUGCUAGCAGAUAAAGUGGCUGACAUCAACCGUCUGCUAAACCACAAAUUUACCAACGAAGAGCUGAAUGAGAAGCUCCGAAAACAAGGAUCGUUGGAUUCAAAAACAUUUGUCUUCAAGCGUAUGGAGACUGAGAAACAACUUGCAUUUGCUAGGGCUUCUGGUGAUGAUUCCGAAGUCGACAAGUUGCAAGCCCAACUGGCCGAAUUAACUGGACCUAAAUUGGCAUUCGGCUCAUCACUCAACAAACCGCAGCCUAAGAAGCAGUCUGAGCACGAGCGCCUCGCUGAGCUCAACCUACGGAACCAACGACUCAAUUACGAGAAUGUCCGCCGUGCUCAAUUGGAAGAGCGGAAAGCCACCAAGAAAGCUGCCGCUGCCAUUGCCCGUGGAGAAGCUGCGCAGGAUCCGUUCAUGCGUGUGAGGACUUUGGCCAAGACACACCACGAUGCAAAUGGUACUAGCAGUGUACCACCGCCCAAGCCAGACGCCCCUGUUGACAGUCGCGAUGCUACACCGACAACCGGCCCCGACACCCCUGGCAAAGCCACACCGAAACGGAGUGAUACGCCUACCCAGAAAAAACCUGUCAAGGGAGGCAUUGCAGGUAUUCGUCACCGGAACAUGGAUGACGAGAACAUUGCGGCUCUGGACCUUGAUUUGGACGUCGAAAUAUAG